Messenger RNA from Cyprinodon tularosa, 5149 nucleotides. It is a transcript of the gene lrrc4bb, whose product is annotated as leucine rich repeat containing 4Bb. Gene Ontology annotation, molecular function: protein binding. The record is from RefSeq and is a predicted model, not a curated record. The transcript is spliced from 3 exons. Bases 765 to 2984 code for a protein of 739 amino acids. Gene Ontology annotation, cellular component: plasma membrane. NCBI's taxonomy places the organism in Eukaryota, Metazoa, Chordata, Actinopteri, Cyprinodontiformes, Cyprinodontidae.
GACCCGCGCGCUGGACGCAAACCGCUCUGCCCAGCGGCCAACGUCGCGUUCGCUGCGCUCCUCUCCAAGGAUAAGACGCAUCGAUGCGCUCGUCCCCGACCUCGUUCCCCAAAUGUGACAAUUAUAACAUCAUUUUCUUCAUCGGCACGUAAUCUGAUCUUUUUUCCCUCUCUCUCUCUCCUUAUUUUUUUUUAUUUAUUUAUUUUUUUUACAUCGCUCCCUCCCGCCUGUUCUACGCGUGUGUGUGGAUUGUGUUCAUCUUUAACCUGCCAGCACUGUAGCCCCCCUGCGUUGCGUUGGCGCUGCGGAUCUGGCUUACAAGAACAAGAGCCAGCUCACAGCCGUGGAAACAAGCGAAUCAAUUUAGGGGAGAGACAAGGAGAGACAGAUAGCGAGGUUGUGGAGGGGGGGAAAGGCACGAUCGCAGAGGGGGCACGAAAGGGAGAGAGGGACGCAGACAUUACGCCGCAUGCAGACGCCGAAUAUUAAAGUGAAAAGCAAGAAUUUCCACAGGGACGGGGCUUUCCCUUAGCUUUAUAACUACUUUGGUAGCAAAAUGCAGGACAUAUUUCAGUGAGACAAUUAAAAUACAAGUCUGAUUCCUGAGAAAAUAUGAGCAAAGUGAACAUCUCGAGUUUUUGAAGUGACUCCUCAACAGACAAACUCCGAUAAGACCAUGAAUGUAAAGACAAGCACUUAAUUGACACUUUUGGAGGUGACUAAUCAAUAUUAUAGUACUAGGGGUGGGUCAUGACUCAGUUGCCAUGCGUCUUGUCAUGGUGACCAACCCCUGCACCCCUUCCCCCCUCCUCUGGUUGGUCCAGCUCCUGUUGUGGUUUCACCACCAUGGACCCCAGCUGACAGAGGCUGCGCCACCAUGUCCCAACCCCUGCUCGUGCUCCAAUCAAGCGAGCCGGGUCAUCUGUACAAGGAAGAGUUUGGACCAAAUUCCAGACAACAUUUCAGAAAACACAAGAUACCUCAAUCUACAAGAGAACUCAAUUCAGGUGAUCAAGUCUGACACAUUCAAGCAUCUGCGGCAUCUGGAAAUUCUCCAGCUUUCCAAGAACCACAUUCGACAGAUUGAGGUUGGAGCUUUCAAUGGCCUCCCCAACCUGAACACAUUGGAGCUUUUUGACAACCGUCUCACAGUGGUACCAACUCAAGCUUUUGAGUACCUUAGCAAACUAAGAGAACUAUGGCUACGAAACAAUCCCAUUGAGACGCUGCCAGCCUUUGCUUUUAAUAGAGUUCCCUCAUUAAGGCGUCUGGAUCUGGGGGAACUCAGGAAGUUGGAUUUCAUCUCAGAGGCUGCCUUCGAAGGUCUGGUUAAUCUGCGCUUUUUGAAUCUUGGCAUGUGUGGCUUAAAGGACAUCCCCAACCUUACCCCACUUGUACGUCUUGAGGAGUUGGAGCUAUCAGGAAAUCAGCUGGGAAUUGUUCGUCCUGGGUCAUUUCAGGGACUUGUGUCACUUCGAAAGCUUUGGUUAAUGCACUCCAGAUUAUCUGUAAUUGAACGCAAUGCUUUUGACGACCUAAAGAACUUGGAGGAGCUCAACCUCUCCCACAAUUCCCUGCAUUCUUUGCCCCAUGAUCUCUUCACCCCUUUACACCAGUUGGAGAGAGUACAUCUCAACCAUAAUCCUUGGGUUUGCAACUGUGAUGUCCUGUGGCUCAGCUGGUGGCUAAAAGAAACAGUUCCAAGCAACACCACAUGUUGUGCUCGUUGCCAUGCCCCUCCAGGCUUGAAAGGAAAGUACAUUGGAGAGCUGGAUCAGACCCACUUUGUCUGCUAUGCUCCAGUAAUUGUGGAACCACCUACUGAUCUGAAUGUAACCGAGGGCAUGGCUGCAGAGCUGAAAUGUCGUACUGGAACCUCAAUGACAUCUGUGAACUGGUUCACCCCCAAUGGUACUCUGAUGACACAUGGAUCAUAUCGAGUUAGGAUUUCAGUGCUUCAUGAUGGAACCUUAAACUUCACAAAUGUGACCGUGCAGGACACUGGGCAGUACACCUGCAUGGUAACCAACUCUGCUGGAAAUACCACGGCAACUGCUGUACUCAAUGUAUCUGCUUCUGACCCUACUAAUGGCUACAGUUAUUUCACCACUGUCACAGUUGAAUCAGUGGAGCCAAGAGAAGAUGAGAACUCAGCAAGACAGUAUGUAAACGAGACCUUUGUUGGCUCCCCUAAGCCUACUGGUCAACGAGGGGUAGACGGUCAGUCUGGCUUUACUAUAUCACCAUCUCUGUCUUCACUGUCCUCACUGUCACCCAGAUCUACUGAAAAUGCGGUGACCGUGUCUCUAAUGGAUGUAACCAACAUUCCAGGCCUGGAUGAUGUAAUGAAAACAACCAAGAUCAUCAUUGGUUGCUUUGUGGCCAUUACUUUUAUGGCAGCUGUAAUGCUGGUGGUCUUCUACAAACUUCGCAAGCAGCACCAACUACACAAACAUCAUGGUCCAGCAAGAGCAAUUGAGAUUGUCAAUGUAGAGGAUGAAAUUGGAGCUGGGCCUGGAAGUGGAAUCUCUGGGGGUUCAACAAUAAAUUCUGGCACGAGUGCAGAAGGAACCUUAAGAAUACAUCACCCAGAAGUAGUCAACCUUCCAAAUAUUGGUCGCACAGAUACCCUCAACCAUUACUACAAAACACACCAUUUCAACAACAACGUGAUGGGUCUCAGUAUCACAGACGGUAUGGGACCAGGUGGAAUCCUCAACAGUAAGAACCAGCAUGGCCUAGACAACCCUAUUUCCUGUACAUCAGUCCCAAUCUCUACAUCAAAUUUGCUCUCUACAUCAGGCAAUGGCACCAACACAAUUCCCAGUUCUAUGUCCCCACCACUGCCCAUGUCUCUACCCAUGCCGACUAUGGGCUUACAUGGAUCAAUCAAGGGUUUCAUGGGCCAAAACCAGAAUCCCCAAAUGGAACCACUACUCUUCAAGGGGAGCUCCAAGGAAAAUGUCCAAGAAACCCAGAUCUAAAAAAAAAACAAGUGUGUGAAGAAAGGGUGAGCAAGCAGAACUCAAAAACAGGGAAGGAAUUGAUGUUGGGUUUACGUGUGGAAUAAUAAGACACUAGAGUGCAUUGACCUUACACCAGGAGAAAGGAUGGAUUGACACGGCAAUACACAAACACAUAGACUUAACCCUAACAGUGUACUGAGCCAAGGAUUACCACUAUGGCCCAAGUGUGUUUGUAGAACCGAUCAUGGCCAUGGAGAUCAAGGAGUGACCAUUGCUACAAUGUAAAUCUGUGCCAAAGCAAAUGUUUUUUGCAGUUUCUACAAGCUGUAUUCUCAUAGGAAAAAAAAGAGACAAACUAGUCUGUCAGAGUAAUUCGCUCCUCAAAUUGUUGUUGGCCAGCAGAGAUGAAAGUUACGCACAGCACUUACCACAUCGCAGGAUGGAGAUGUUACAGAGUAAAAUUCAAGAGACCUUUUCUUCCUCAAAAAAAAAAAGAAAAAGAAAAUACAUGAGCCACACUCUUAAGUGACUCAACAGACUCCCUAAAGAUGAAAAUUAUGUAGGCAUAAUAGAUGGACAAAAAGGUACAGUGCAGUACAAACUACUGUGAAAAAUCCACAAAUAAUAUAAAUAUAUUUUCAUCUAAAUAUGUAUCAUUGCAGACUCCAAUGCACACAUAUUUUGGGAUGGAUGUAUAAGCUGGUAUAGUUUGUUUCUUCUUUGUGAAUAAUCAGGGGCGGUGACAGGUGGAGGUAUGUUAUGUUUUAAAUUUGGCUACUUCUCAGAAACAUAAGGGCUCAAUUGCAACACUCAUUGUGAAUCUCUCAAUUGGCUUUUGUGACCAUUUAGGUUGUAGAACAGCAAAUGCAGAUCUCUGUUUGACAAACUUUCAUAUGUUGGUUCAGUAAUAAUCAUCAUUGCAAACCUUUUGUGUUUUGAGAGUGUAUUAUGUAUUUUGUAAAAGCCGACUUCAUGGUAUUUAAAACGAUACAUUCUGAUACGUAAAUGCCAGUGUCAAAUGUUGGCAAAAUACUGUUUCACCAGUAUAACAAAUUUAUCCAAUGCAAUUGCCUGUACUGGUAAAAAUAAAGUAUUGACAUUGUGUUAUUUGAAUCUGAUCAUAGCUGGAUAAUUGCUUUCAGGCUGGAAUUUAAUACAACCUGUGUUCUCCUGCAGCAGAAUGCUGCCAAAAUGAUGAUUAUACAUCUUCAGCAGCAUUUAAGAAAAGAGAUUAAGCAUUCAUUUGAGGAUGAUUGGAGUGAGUGAAAAUGUACAGUAUAUUAAUAAAUAAUGUCUGGUUGUAUGACUAUUGUAAGAUUCACAUUUUUACAGUGUAACUUUCAUAUGUUAAAUGGCAUUUACCCUUCCUGCGUUUCAAUAAUGUAUUCCUUUAUUUUUGUUAGUUUGAUAUAAUGUGUACAGUUGUCUAGCCAUGUGUCAUUAAGUGUGAAAUAAAUCAAUCAUAUAUUGGGUUGUGGCGGGUCAAUAUGGCAACCACGCGAGUAAGAAGCAGACAUUAUGCAGUCUCUCCUGUGCUAAACCUGGAUUGAAUGUAUGGUUUUGUGGUUUAGCCAUUAGUCACUCUGGUAAUGAUAGGGGCCAUCUGUUUUGUAAUGCUGUUCAAACAGGCUUUUACUCACUCUCCCAUACAUUGCUCACAGUCACCGCCGGUUCUGAAAAAUACAUGUUUUUAUAUAGGCAGUUAAGUCUGAAAUUAGUCAGCUUGCUUCUCCCAUGAUUAUUUUUUUUAGAGAAGUUGAUCAUUAUGAAUGAAUGCAAGAUUGAAGAAAAAUAUACUAAUACAAUAAAUACUUACAUUUUUAAACAGGAACUAAAUGUCUGUUGCAAUUGAGCUCAAACUGAACUGGUGACCAUUCAAUCCAGAGCUCCCUCAUUAAUUUUGUGGCUUUUUUGCACCCCUUUCUCAGAUUUAGUGUUUUUAGCUAACAAUGCCAUUUCAGAAGCAUAAGCUUACAUUCUUUGUGUUAUCUGGAAAAGAAACUUUACUAACUGUAACAGGAGUCGAAAGGUCACAGUAAUGAUGAUGAUGAUUAUGAUGAUGAUAUGCUAAAAAUGGGACAUUUGUAUGUCUAGUAUAAGUGAUGGAUUUCCUGCCAUAGAAGUUAUGGAAGCAACAUCUUCAAUGCCAAUGUACUCUUUGCUCUAAAAUAUGUUUAAAAUUC